Molecule: messenger RNA, 400 nt
Organism: Rhizophagus irregularis DAOM 181602=DAOM 197198
Lineage: Eukaryota; Fungi; Glomeromycota; Glomeromycetes; Glomerales; Glomeraceae
Source: RefSeq, a predicted model, not a curated record
AUUUUUUAUGUUACUUCUCGUCUGUCUUUCACCGGUAUAAAAAUCUUGAUCAACAUGAUUAAAUGUUACAUCAUUAUCUUGAUAAUACGGGUCGUCAUAACUAUAUCCUUGAUCAUAAUUAUCCUGAUAAUCCUGACUAUCAUAAUCAUAUUGGUCAUAUUGGUCAUUAUAAUUAUCAUAUUCCACUACAUUGAAUCUUCGAUUAUUGUUUUGGUGGUUUGGUGGUCUGUUAUAGUUAUUUGGUCUUCCAUUAUAGUUAUUUGAUCUUCUAUUAUAAUUUUGAUUAUUUGGUCUUCCAUAUUUUCUUUGACCAUUAUUUACCCUACAUUCAUUUGCAUAAUGUCCUGGUUGUUUACAAUUGUAACAUGCUCGAGGUGGUGGUCCUUGUCUAUUAUUAUUG